This is a messenger RNA of Pseudoliparis swirei, 2767 nucleotides long. RefSeq names its product interaction protein for cytohesin exchange factors 1 (gene ipcef1). Lineage: Eukaryota; Metazoa; Chordata; Actinopteri; Perciformes; Liparidae. The transcript is spliced from 11 exons. The record is from RefSeq and is a predicted model, not a curated record. Bases 176 to 1507 code for a protein of 443 amino acids.
CACACACACACACACAGAUGUUUAGUUUAGAUAAGAGCUGUUUGCAGUGGCUGCAUGUCAUUGUGAGAGCUUUUAGAGUAACAAAGGACACCGAUAUUUCCCGUGUUUGGACUUGAAGUGGUUCUGUGAACUUUCAGAGGACCAGGCUGCCUUCCCCAUAUCUGUGCUCCCAUCUAUGGCUGCCGAUGACUACAACCCUGUCUCCCUCCGACACAAGCCCAAGAGGAAGACUCGAGGCGGCAAUGGUAUGAUGAGCAGACGACGGAUCUCGGUCAAAGAGCUCGGCCCCCCGGACCACCAGGGCUGGCUGUACAGGAAGAAAGAGGGCAAGGGCUUCCUAGGCAUCAAAUGGAAGAAGUACUGGUUUGUGCUGAAGAAGACGGCUCUGUACUGGUACGCCAACCAGCUGGCGGAGAAGGCCGAAGGCUACAUCGACCUCGCCAACUUCAUGAUCGACAGAGCCAUCGAGUGCAAGAAGAAACAUGCGUUGAAAGCGUGCCACCCAAACGUCAUGAUGUUUUAUUUUGCCGCCGAGAGCCACGAGGAGAUGAACAUGUGGUUGAAUAAGCUCGGGCUGGCCUCCAUUCAAUACGAGUCGACAGAGCGAAACACUGCAGUCGAGUGUUACAGUGAAGCCAGCGACCAUGAAGAAGCUGAGAGCACAGAGAUCCCCCCUCCACCGUACUCUGAACAAACCCUGCGGGACUCCGUGGAUGCAUCCGGUCCCCCUGGAAGCACGCAUCAGGGCACCCUUCCUCCCCCCUACUCCUCCACAGUCGCCGGCAAAGCCAACGGUUCGCUGUCGUCCCCCGUCAGUACGAUGACGUCAGAGAGCUCCACCUCCUCCUCGCUCGCCAAGCACCGGCAGUCCUGGUUGGACCUGGUGUCGCAAGCGUCGCCUCCCGCCGCGGAAACGGCGGUGGUGUGCUCGGUUCAAGUGCACUCGCAUCGACCUCCUCCUCCGCAGCAGCAGCAGAAGACGGAGGAGGAGGAGGAGGACCCCCAGUUGCCGGAGAGCUCGUCUCACCCGGACCCUUCGGAGACGGGGUCUAGUGAGGAAGGCCCCGCCGCGGAGGGGGAGGCGCACAUGGGGGUUUCGGGGGCUGAAAGCGAGGGGGAUGGUGCAAACGGCUCAGACGAGAUGGAGAAGCUUUAUAUUCAUCUAAAAGCGGCCAACCUCUCCCCAAUAGGAGACCGCAAACCAUCCACCAAAAGGGAAUUCAGGGCCUCCUUUGUGAGACGCUGUAAAAACCACACUGUCAAUGAAAAACUGCACCUCAUCAGGACUCUCAACAGCACAUUAAAGUCGAAGGAGGCCGACCUGCAUGCACUAGACAAGGUGCUGGCGGACCUGGGGCUCACCUCGACAAAGUUCCGGGAGUGGAAGGAGGUCAAUGCGACUUUGAUGCAGGAGAUCUGUGAGAAGCAGGACCAGCAGGGGGCAGCAGAGGCCACGAAAGCUGCAGCGUCAGUCGUUGCUGCUCCAGUGGUCGAGACCAGUUUAUAAGGACUCCUCAGGACUGGUUUUAAUGUGUCUGGACUCGGGAGGACUUUACAUAUUUUGGCCGCCCACCCACACAGUGCUGUUUUUAAUUGAGACUACUGUUCCAUAUGAGCAAACUAAUAGUGACAAGUAACUGGAUCAAUGAAGAAGAGUGUUUUUUUUUUUAAAAGUUCUUAAAUGGAUGUGAUGCAGACGUGUAUAUAAUUAGCAGAUCACAUUCAAGUGUGAAAUGUGUCUUAGUAUUACUUUUACUGUUUAAUUUGUACGGUUAGCAAAUUUGACAUAAUUAUUUUCAUGUUGUAAUUUCUGUGAACCUAUUCAACAUUGUUUUAAUAUUUUGCAAUAAUGGUGUAUAUUGUGAAAAUGGGUCCAUUGUUCUCUGCAUAGAAACACUUGUGUUUACAGUAUGUUUUAUGCUUUGAUUUCAUCAGUAGUGAACACAUUUUAACUGUUACUGCUCAGUCAAUUAUUGGUGCCAUGUACCAUCACUGCUUGUUACACAUGUGUUUUUUAAUAAUGUGUUGUCGCCCUUGAAUUUCUGCCUUAGUACUUGAAACUGAACACCAGGGCCUGUGCUAAUUUAAUAAAUGUCAUUCACAAGACAUGGAAACUUCUGAUUUAAAAAUGUUUAAAGUCAACGUGUCAUUAUUGUUAUUACGUUGUUAUUUAAAGCCAAGACAUAAGAAAUCCCUUUGUUUCCAGUAAUGUAAUGACUGAUUUGCUUUAUGACACAUUGACUGCAACAUGCUAAUUAAUAAAUAUUUUAAUGCAUAUGUGAUGACUGUAUUACUAACCAAUGCUAUGUACAGUCUAUUGGACUAAAGGCAGGGUGUACAUUUGCAUUUAAACACAUGACGCAUGGUGGAUGAUUCUCAGGAAAACAAUACCCUGUAAUAUACUCUUUAAGGCAGACCACCUCAAGCCCUUACAAACGAGUCCAACAGACCCAAACCCUGUACUAGUUACACAUAAGCAGGAUGCCGUUUAUAUAUAGACAUCAAGCUGUAUGUAUAUAAUGAGCAACAGGUUUAUGGAAGGCCAGCAGGGGCCCGUUGACAUGGGGACAACACCUACUGGGAGGGGUGCAACCAGCUCCAGGCACAAAGAUGUAUUUCUUCUCUCUUUCUGGUUUCAUAUGUUGUGCUUGGUAAAUGUGAAUUCAGUGUAAAUAGUUGUACAUUGAUGUACUUUCAUCUCGAUUCUGGUAUGAAAGUUGGUAUGCUUUUUAUGUACAGUGAAAUAAAGUGUUAUUACAAGAAUGAA